UUCUUUUCCCUCCAUUGUUUUCCUGUCACCCAGCUGUGAAACUUGCGAUUCUCAUAGGUCUGAAAUCCUCAAUUCUUUUCCUUCUUUUCCCUCUAUUCUUUUGUAGAUUUAGUUUGAUUGUUGUUACUUUCUUGUUUAAACCGGGGAAAUGGGUUUAUUCUCAAGCAUUUGACAUAAAUCUGUUGCAUACCGCAGCACUCCUAGGAAGAAGAGAAGACAACAACACCUCUGACUUUCUGAAUCUAGCAUGUCGUUUCAUAUUUUUUAGUUCUUGUUCUUCAAAUGGGUUUAAUGAAGUUUUCGUGUGCGAUCAGUAAUUCGGAUUUCCAUUGGCAAAAUAAAAAAAUAAUUGUUUAUUUUUCCAAUUGUUAGAGCUUCAUUUGUUAUUCUUGAAAAAAAGAGAACUGGAGAAUGCCCUGUUUGGUUUGGGUUUUGUGCCAAAGAAAAAAAAUAAUCUCCCUUUCUUCCACUAGUAGAAUUUCUGAAUGUUUUUACAGAUUAGGCAGUCCUCUUUUGUUUGCUUCAAUUUCGUGAAAAGUUGAAUUUUAAAAAGAAAUUGUAGUUCAAAAGUGCCAUGAUAAGAGCUGAGGAAGCUGGAAGAGAACUGUUGAUGUUAAUGCAGUUCAAGUCAUUUCCUCAUUUACUAACGACGACUCCUCGCAUCUGUAAUCCUUCUCACGGCACCAUUUUUUCUGGGUCCUAAACCUCCUAAGUCUUUUCUUUCUUUACUUAGUAUAUAAAACCAUGCGGCGAUCUCGACAUAAAGGAGAAAUGCAAUUUAAUCACACAACUCAUGCCUAAGAUUUCAGGUUCUUUUAUGGAGGAAGUGUUGCUCUGAUUUCCUUGCUAGCACAUGAAACUUGUGCAUCUUUAUAAUAAUUGUUUAUUCAAUGCCUAAGAGCAUGAUAAGGAAGCAAUAUGUCAUCGUAUGGCUUUAGUAUUUGGUACUUCUACUUGUCAUAUGGUUGUAUCACAGAGCAAGCUGUUCAUUCCUCGGGUUUGGGGACCUUUUUGUUCAGCAAUGAUCCCUCAGUAUUGGCUUACAGAGGAUGGGCAGAGUGCUACUGGUGCAUUAUUAGAUUACAUCAUAGAAAACCAUGUAUAUUCUCCCCGCCUUGCAAACCGUGCUGGUUCUCAGAACGUAUCGCUAUUUGAACUACUGAACAAUAAAUUGAGGACUAUAAUGGAUGACAUAAAGGCUCCAUUCCUUGCUGCUUUAACACAAGAUGUACAUGUCCUUCCCGACUUCCAUGGAAACAGGUCUCCUGCUGCAGAUCCAAAAGCAAAGGGAAUUAUUUGUGGCAUGACCCUUGACACAAGUGAUAGCAAUUGGCUCUUUCAUACCUUGCUACCGUGCAGGGUAUUGCAUAUGGUACACGCCAUAUUGUGGAGGAUUGCAAUGCUCAUGGUCACACAAGACGAGUUAAGAAUAAGAUGGUUGGUUUAUGUGCUGAUCCAACAUUUGGAUGAAGAAAAAGAUUGGGAAUUGGUUGCCCUAUUGUACUACCACGAAAAAGUGAGUCUGUGCUAUUGGGUUGGUGCUGUUGCGCAAAAAAAUAUGCUAGUUUCUGUGAGGCCAUGAGGGCCCUGAAUGCAACUGGUCAAGUCAUGAGCAACAACUAUCUCAACGUUCAUUAAUUGCUAAAGCUUUGGAAUAGGUCCUGGUGCUAAUCAGGACUUGUGGAAACUUGUGCAAGAUCAUGGGAGUUUGAUAAAGUCUCAAAAAGAAAUCUUUGUAAAGUUGGUUGGCAUUUUCACCAGGAAUGGCUUCACACUUAAAGCUUCAUGGUUAUGUAGAGGCUCAUUGUUUAUAGUUUUAGUUGAAGAACUGAUCGUGAGUUGCAAGCUGUCAACUUGAAGAGUUAAGUUGCUCUUCUAGCCACUUUUUAAACUAGUUUAAGAUACUAACUUUUUGUUCAUUGGCUAUUAUGACUGGAUUGGAAGUUGAAGCUUGUUAAAAAUGGUAUGUGCUUAAAGAUUGGAGCUCGAAGAACAUAAGGUUUGAGCUGACACAAGUGAUGAGUCUCUUUGUUUAGAGUUUUAAUAGAAAAACUUGAUGAUUAGUUAGAAGCUGAUACUUGAAAAGUUAAGUUCUUUAUUCUUUAGCUAAAUAUAACUUUUUAAUUUUC
Messenger RNA from Ricinus communis (castor bean), 2129 nucleotides. Its product is annotated as FGGY carbohydrate kinase domain-containing protein-like. Gene Ontology annotation, biological process: carbohydrate metabolic process. The transcript is spliced from 10 exons. NCBI's taxonomy places the organism in Eukaryota, Viridiplantae, Streptophyta, Magnoliopsida, Malpighiales, Euphorbiaceae. Bases 929 to 1582 code for a protein of 217 amino acids. Gene Ontology annotation, molecular function: kinase activity. The record is from RefSeq and is a predicted model, not a curated record.